AGGCACGGCAACGGGGGCGGGGGGUGUGGUGGGGAUCGAGAAGUCGUUGGAGCGGUCCAUGUACUUGGAGCUCGCGUUGAGUGCCAUGGAUGAGUUGGUCAAGCUGGCUCAAGUGGAUGAGCCAUUGUGGGUGAGGAGCUUUGAAGAAGGGAGAAUGGUCCUUAACCAAGAAGAAUAUGUGAAGACCUUUAGCCCUUGCAUUGGGUUGAGACCCAAUGGUUUUGUGUCUGAGGCUUCUAGGGAAACUGGGAUGGUGAUUAUGGACAGUUUGGCUAUUGUUGAUACACUCAUGGAUUCUGUCAAGUGGGGUGAAAUGUUCCCAUGUCUUGUGGCUAGAACUACAACAACAGAUGUGAUUUCAAAUGGCAUGGGUGGAACUAGGAAUGGUGCACUUCAUCUGAUGCAUGCAGAGCUCCAAGUGUUGACGCCGUUAGUUUCCGGUGAGGGAGGUGAGUUUUCUCCGGUUCUGCAAGCAGCAUGCCGACGGGGUGUGGGCCGUGGUGGACGUGUCGAUAGACACCAUCCGUGAAACUUGCAGCAGCUCGCCGGUGUUUCCCGCCUGCCGGAGGCUCCCUUCUGGCUGUGUUGUGCAAGAUAUGCCCAAUGGCUACUCCAAAGUAAAAAUCUCUUUUUUAAAUACCCUCACUCCCCUUCCCUUUUCUCAUUCUCCACACUCCCCUCUCUCUCUUCUCCCUAAAUCUUCCGCUCUCUUUCCCGGCCAUGGACGAAGAAAAUUAUAAACCCCCAACACCUCAAGGCCUGCGCUGAGAUACAUGGUCAUCAUCCUUAUGCUGUUUGCUGCCGUCAGCCUAAUCUAUGUGGUGCUAUGCUUCCUGCGGCGGCCACCGCUGCUGCCACUGCAGCCGCCAAUGCGGCCUUCCCUCCAUACUCUUCCCAAUCUUCUUCUUCUCCUCUUCUUCCUUCCCUCUUCCUUUCAAAUAUGGAUAUUUUUGGAAUGAUAAAUUCUACAGUUGGGG
Messenger RNA from Cuscuta campestris, 977 nucleotides. The record is from the annotation of a GenBank genome assembly. Lineage: Eukaryota; Viridiplantae; Streptophyta; Magnoliopsida; Solanales; Convolvulaceae.